Dicentrarchus labrax (European seabass) is the source of this 5587-nucleotide messenger RNA. It is a transcript of the gene rbm47, whose product is annotated as RNA binding motif protein 47. Bases 630 to 2465 code for a protein of 611 amino acids. Gene Ontology annotation, molecular function: mRNA binding. Gene Ontology annotation, cellular component: nucleus. The transcript is spliced from 9 exons. The record is from RefSeq and is a predicted model, not a curated record. Lineage: Eukaryota; Metazoa; Chordata; Actinopteri; Moronidae.
UUCUGGUUUGGUGAGUUUUAGAAGCAGGUAGUGUGUACACCAUACACAGAUCAGAAGAGAGAGAAAGAGACGGACGGAAAGAGAGAGCUUUCUGAAAUUAAAAGAGAGGAGGGAAGACUAAACACACUUGCGAGGAAGAGGUUGGAGGGUUUAGGUUACGGACGGUUGAGAGCUCCAGCAGCAGCAGCAGCAGCAGCAGCAGCAGCACCUUCACUCAGCAUCAUGCAACCUUGAUUUGAGGGACGCGUCAGCUAUGACAGGAGGCGCAUUGACAGCGAACGAGAGGCCGGAGAGAACCUGACAGACAGCGCAAAAGGAGGAGAGGAAGAGGAAGGAAAGAUGAGUUGCUUUUGAACGGUGACAGAAGAACUUACAGCGUGACAGUGACUACACGUCCCAUCAUUCUACAGACACUGGCAGGCGAGGAGAGUCUCUUACUGCCGCAGCCUGUCAGCAUCAAAGCAGAGUGAAUGGACAGACAGAGAGAGAGUUUCAGACGAGUGUGAAUGUGCAAAGUGACUCCCAAAAGCCAAAAACGCACCAACUACAUCUUCUUGGCCUGCUCGUCCAUAUCUGCGCUCCUCAGUUUGGGAUACAGGCCCCAGAUUUGAUUGGAUGGUUUUGUCAGAAUGACAGCCGAAGAUCCUGCUUCCUCCUCAACCAUGAGCAAUAACACUGCCCCCUCCAAACCCUCUGGUGCCUCCCAUCACCCUCUUCACGGACAGAUCAACAUCCCCGAGGGAGUUGCAGGUGCUCCCAAUGAGGCCGCACUGGUGGCCCUGAUGGAGCGCACUGGCUACAGCAUGGUUCAGGAAAACGGUCAGCGUAAAUAUGGCCCUCCUCCUGGAUGGAAUGGUGCAUCUCCACCACGAGGAUGUGAAAUCUUUGUGGGCAAGAUUCCACGGGACGUUUAUGAGGAUGAGCUGGUCCCAGUGUUUGAGUCCGUAGGACGCAUCUAUGAGAUGCGACUGAUGAUGGACUUUGAUGGGAAAAACCGAGGGUAUGCAUUUGUGAUGUACACAGAGAAACAUGAGGCCAAGCGGGCUGUACGCGAGCUCAACAACUAUGAGGUGCGGCCCGGGCGGCUGCUGGGGGUCUGCUCCUCUGUGGACAACUGCCGUCUUUUCAUUGGUGGCAUCCCCAAGACCAAAAAGCGCGAGGAGAUCCUGGAGGAGGUCUCCAAGGUGACAGAAGGGGUACUAGAUGUGAUUGUUUAUGCCAGUGCUGCAGACAAGAUGAAGAACCGAGGCUUUGCCUUUGUAGAGUAUGAGUCGCACCGUGCAGCCGCCAUGGCUCGCAGGAAGUUGAUGCCUGGACGCAUUCAACUUUGGGGCCACCAGAUUGCAGUGGACUGGGCUGAGCCGGAGAUUGAUGUGGACGAAGAUGUCAUGGAGACAGUGAAGAUCCUCUACGUCAGGAACCUUAUGAUGGAGACCAGCGAGGAGACAAUCAGACAGGUGUUCAGCCAGUGGAAUCCUGGAUGUGUUGAACGUGUGAAGAAAAUACGAGACUACGCCUUUGUCCACUUUAACUCCCGGGACGAUGCCGUCCUGGCCAUGGACCACCUCAACGGCACAGAGGUGGAAGGUUCAUGCAUUGAGGUGACGCUCGCCAAGCCUGUUGACAAAGAGCAGUACUCGCGCCAGAAGGCCUCCAAGGGGGCUUCCGCCACUCCAGAGGCUGCUCCACAGAACUACGUUUACCAGUGUGAUCCCUACACAUUGGCCUACUAUGGUUAUCCCUACAACACCCUUAUUGGACCCAACAGGGACUACUUUGUCAAAGGAUCCCCAAUGAUACAGAACAAUGCAGGUACUGUGCGAGGUCGUGGUCGUGCUGCUGCAAGUAACCGUACCCCUGGACCACGGGGGUCGUACCUGGGGGGUUACUCUGCUGGUCGUGGCAUCUACAGCCGCUACCAUGAAGGCAAGACCAAGCAGACCGAAAAGCCCUAUGAGCUGAUGCCCAGUCUGGAGCUCGCUGCCUCUGUCAACCCCGUUGGCAUCAAACCUGGCACAAUGGCAUUGCAGACUCUGGGUGGGCAGUACCCAGUAUUCAGCACGGGUCCUGCAGCCAAGCUGAUGGAGGAGGGGAAGAUGCACACGGUGGAGCACCUUAUCAACCCUCUGGCCAUGCAACACCCUGAACACACCACCGCUAAUGCUGCUGCUGCCACCGUCCUACCUGCGGUCUCUACCCCUCCACCUUUUCAGGGCCGUCCAAUCACUCCUGUCUAUGCCAUGGCCCACAAUGUACAGCGUAUCCCAACAGCUGGUGGCCUGUAUGGAGCUGGAUACGUCCCCAUCACAAACUACGCUGCCAACACAGCAGCUCUGGCCGCUCUGCAGAAGAAUGCAGCGGUGGCGGCUGCAGCAUAUGGGGGAUACACAGGCUACGCUGUGCCACAGGCAUUCCCUGCCACAGCCUUCCAGUUGCCAAUCCACGAUGUCUACCAGACAUAUUGAUUCUGAGGGUCACGUGAAACAACAACAAAGUUACCCUGCCUCUGACUGAACGACCACCGCAACGUGCACAGCCUGUCCCAUCAUACAGAGGCGUCACUUGAACAUGUGAACAUCCAAAAGCUCUAAAGGAAUGUCGUUUGAAGCAUAUAUUUAGAAAACAGACAGUGAAACAAUGACAUCUUGACAUCUCGUAUCUGUCCCACCUAUGGCCUCAGUAUAUCCUGGACCCAAAGCAAUCACAUGACAGGCUUAAUUAUGCAGCAUCACUGUCAAUUAUAACACACAGAGAGGACAGUCAACUUACUGAGGAAACCUACCUGAAUGUGGUGACACACACAUCACCCCCCAACAACAAGCAUUGCUCACAAUAACAACAGUCACAAGUCUCUCUCUCUCUCUCUCUCUCUCUCUCUCUCUCUCUGACCCCUGCCACUGUGUUGCCAUGGCAACAUAAACACUGAAGGUACAUUCAAGUAUUUAUGAAGAGAAGCAGAUAUUUAAGGUUUUAUUCUCUGUAGGUUUCUCUCAUUACUGGGGUUGUAUUUGUUCUCUGGAGCAGGAAGGAUAGACCUUUACACCAUGUCUAAACACAAAGAAAGAAAAGUUGAUUGAAAGAGAGUAAAAGUACAACAGGAACUACUGACAAGAGAUGAUACCACUGAAGACAACUGUUUUGGAUAUACUAAUGUUUUUGGGUUGUUUUUUUUAUUAGUAUUUUUCCAUUAAUAUAUAGUAUUCUAGCCAAUUCUACAUGCUGUAGGUGAUGCUGUCCGUCCAUGCUGGUUGAAUGUGUAUGCUUCAAACAUGCCUGUUUGGUACUUUUUGGUUUAUUAAGUUUUAUUUGUGUUUUAAAUGAAGGUUUUAAGUGUUGUGCUCAUUUGCCUAUAAUUAGUUUGUUUUUUCCUCUUUAACAUUUGGAAACAUAUAUCUUGGUUUGAAGGAAUGUUGCCAGCUAAAUAAUAUUGUUGCGACAGAUUCCUUGGGGAACAAAUACUAGAGAAAGAAAACUGGAAAAUGAUGGGCAAUAUAGUUUAUCUAAAAGCCUGACAGAUGUACUUGGAGAUGUUCCCCAUCCUCAGAAACUGCGCUGACAGGGGAUUAAGACUGAACAGAUGUUAGUUGUUUUGUUUUUUCUCAUUUAUGCAUUACUGUUUGUUUUUAUUGUUUGAAUUUUUGAAAGGUGAACAAAUAUGGACAGAAAUGAGAAACAUUUUUUCUAUAAAGACUGGAGCACUCUGCCACUAAAAGAGCUCCUGCAUUUGCCAAUGCUAACCAAAAAACCAUAAAAACUUUAGUCUCAUGAUAGUAGAUAGAUUGAGCCUGAAUACAGUGCCUUAAAUCUGCAUACUGUAUGUGCUACCCUAUGCUUUUCACUGUGCCUUUCACAACGAAGCCAAGACCCUGUGGUUGGCACAAAGAGGAAAGACUCACAUGAAAACUGAAGUUUUCUCCAUUCAUAAUUCCAAUCAACCAGAUUUGUGGUAUUACUGUAUUGUGGUGAGACACGUAGGUUUCAGUCUCUGCAGUCAGAUGUGACAAGGCUACCUCUCUCCUGUAGUCUCUUUUCUGAAUGCUCCUGCAGUAACACUCCGUAUUUCUGUCUCCUCUUUAUUUCUCGUCCUCCAAACUGUGCUUGACCGAGGUGCACUUAAAACGUAUUUAUAAAAGGCAACAGAUUGCCACUUUCAGAUGAAGAGAUAUUAAAUACUGAGUAUGAAUUCAUGUCUGAACUUGGCUAGUUUGGCGUUUUAUUCAAUGUCUGUUUUUCCUUGCGGAUAAAGCAUUAAACAUUACAAUAACCCUGAUGAAUGUUUAGUAGGCACUUUUUAAACUCUGCAGUGUGUUGAAAACAAGUGUAAUAUUGGACUAGGAAAAACUGGAGCAAUACCUCGCGCUGAAAUAUACAAGUAGCCAGGCAUGUAUCUAUGUACCACAACACACAGACAUAACAGAUGCAAGAAGCUGCUGAUCAUGAAGUUACACUCCACAACAGCCAUCUUUAUCUUGUAUAAGAGCAUGCAACACAUGUGUAUGCUGACUUGUAUUUGUAAACCAGUUCCAGUACUUUUGAAUUUUCCAAUUUUAUUUUUAAUUCUCUGUGUAUUCUCAGAUAUUUUUCUUUUUACUGCAGUUUACCCAUAAAACAGCAUGAUGAGUUUGACCAGCCUGGAUUCUGAGAUUGUAAAUGAGAUCAUGAGUUAAAUGAAAAGAUAUCAAAGAAGCAAACAAGAUAUAUUUGUUUAAGUCUAUUCUCAGUUCAUUUAGCUACUUCUCUCCCCUCUGAAACUGGAUUUGACGUAAAAACAAACAAACUGCUGAUAACUGCUUUUAUUAUUUUCUUGUAUGAUGACAAUAAGUCAGGAUAUAUUUAAUAUAUGCAUUACAUGUUUUGUGUAUGAAGUAAGAAAAGGUAUAAUAUAUUCUAAAACAUAUUUCUUUUCUUUAUUUACACCUUGUUUAGGGAUAAGAAGUCAGAGUAAGAAAAGUAGAAAAAAAAAAGUUUUUUUUUUGCCAAAGUGUCCAAUAGUUUUUAAAAAAUUCAAGGUUAUUGUGUUUCUGUUGUGUGUAAUAUUUUGUUUUCUAUUUUGAACUGGAUUUGGUGUUAUGAGUGGGAGCACAAAGGCCUUGUCGUUCAACUACAUUUUAUCAGCUUCAACAGCAAAGACUAAAACUGGUCCAUUGUAUGUGUGACAACCCAUCGGCACUUUGAGCUGCUGGUGUUGCAACUCCUGCAUGUCAAUUUUGGCUAAACUGUUAAAAGAUCUAAUCAUUAUUUAACAGCUAUCCAAAUGUCACGUGCUAGAUGGGACUUUCUGCCUUCCACUCAGAGCACCAGCUUUUCUUUCUCCCUCCCUACAUUUCACCCACGAUACAGCAGUAGGAUGAACUCCUGCUGUUCGUUGUGUGAGUGGUGUAGAGCUAUAUUUGCCUAGUUUAACAUAGGUGUUACCAUUUAAACUCUUCCUAGUGUGUGCCUUAUUGCCAAGAUGUGCCCUUUGCUAUACCUUUGUAGGCCUAUGCAGACUGUUUUCUAUCUAAAGGUUUGUUUAAAAAAAAAAAACUUGUUCGGUAUUGUUAUAUUUAUAGUGAUAAAGUAGAUAAAUAAAGCAUUUUCAAAAGGA